Molecule: messenger RNA, 159 nt
Organism: Lottia gigantea (owl limpet)
Lineage: Eukaryota; Metazoa; Mollusca; Gastropoda; Lottiidae
Exons: 1
Biological process (GO): protein ubiquitination
Molecular function (GO): ubiquitin protein ligase activity
Source: RefSeq, a predicted model, not a curated record
UUAGAAUGUUCUGUAUGUUUUGAAAAUUUCAUUUCACCAAAGAUUUUACCAUGUGGACACACUUUCUGUUUGAAUUGUGUUAAAAGACUGAUCGGUGAUAAAACAGAGACAUUCCCUUGUCCCACCUGUCAGCAGAAAGUUCAAAUUCCAAAGCGUGGU